Messenger RNA from Brassica napus (rape), 1659 nucleotides. Its product is annotated as WD repeat-containing protein WRAP73. Gene Ontology annotation, cellular component: mitotic spindle; MWP complex; microtubule organizing center. The record is from RefSeq and is a predicted model, not a curated record. Gene Ontology annotation, molecular function: protein binding. The transcript is spliced from 6 exons. The coding region runs from base 132 to 1508 and encodes 458 amino acids. Lineage: Eukaryota; Viridiplantae; Streptophyta; Magnoliopsida; Brassicales; Brassicaceae. Gene Ontology annotation, biological process: mitotic sister chromatid segregation; protein localization to mitotic spindle pole body; microtubule anchoring at mitotic spindle pole body.
UCUCAUUUCAAUUUUGAAACUCGGCGUCAGAGUAUCAAUGACUCUCCGAGCUUAGUUUAACGAAGAUCAUCGGCAUCGACUCAUCUCCUCUGAGAAUCCACCGCACAGUCUCUCUGCAUCUUCCCCAAAUCAUGGAGUUCACAGAGGCUUACAAGCAGACAGGUCCUUGCUGCUUCUCCCCAAACUCUCGCUACGUCGCCGUCGCCAAUGACUAUCGCCUCGUGAUCCGCGACACAUUCUCUUUUCAGGUUGUGCAAUUGUUUUCUUGCUUAGAUAAAAUAAGCUACAUAGAAUGGGCGCUUGACUCUGAGUACAUUCUUUGUGGCCUCUACAAAAAACCAAUGAUUCAAGCCUGGUCACUGACACAGCCAGAGUGGACUUGCAAGAUUGAUGAAGGUCCUGCUGGUGUUUCUUACGCUAGGUGGAGUCCAGACAGCCGUCAUAUACUCACAACCUCUGAGUUUCAGCUGCGGUUGACAGUUUGGUCUCUUUUGAACACAGCGUGUGUUCAUGUGCAGUGGCCAAAGCAUGGCUCCAAGGGAGUUUCGUUUAAUAAAGAUGGGAAGUUUGCUGCAAUCUGCACGCGGCGUGACUGCAAGGACUAUGUUAACCUUUUGUCUUGUCAGUCGUGGGAGAUCAUGGGUAGUUUUGCUGUUGAUACCUUGGAUUUGGCUGAUCUUGAGUGGUCACCUGAUGAUAGUUCUAUUGUGGUGUGGGAUUCGCCUCUUGAAUAUAAGGUUCUGAUCUAUUCUCCAGAUGGGAGGUGUCUGUUUAAGUAUCAGGCAUAUGAAUGUGGACUCGGUGUGAAGACGGUUUCAUGGUCUCCGUGUGGUCAGUUUCUUGCCAUUGGUAGCUAUGACCAGAUGCUACGGGUCCUGAAUCACCUUACUUGGAAAACAUUCGCUGAGUUCUUACACCUAUCAACUGUUCGUGCCCCCUGUUGUGCUGCUAUUUUCAAGGAAGUUGAUGAACCCUUGCAGCUCGACAUGUCUGAGUUAUCGUUGGAUGACAACUUUAUGCCAAGCAAUUAUGAUGCUUCGGAAGGCUACAUAAGUGUCAGGUAUGAAGUGAUGGAUUUACCAGUAGCACUUCCUUUUCAGAAACCUCUCGUGGACAAGCCUAACCCAAAACAAGGAGUCGGGCUUCUAGCUUGGAGCAAAGACAGCCAAUACAUAUGCACACGAAACGACAGCAUGCCAACUGCCCUAUGGAUAUGGGACAUGCAACGCCUCGAGGUUGCAGCCAUCCUGGUCCAGAAGGAACCUAUCCGAGCCGCUGUCUGGGAUCCAACCUGCACUCGCCUUCUCCUAUGCACCGGAAGCUCUCACCUCUACAUGUGGACUCCCUCGGGUGCGUUCUGUGUAUGCAGUCCCCUCCCUGGAUUCUCCAUUACUGACCUCAAAUGGAACAUUGAUGGAAGCUGUCUCCUUCUCAAAGACAAAGAUGCGUUCUGCUGUGCCACUGUCCCACCUCUUCCUGAAUCCAGCGACUACAGCUCUGAUGACUGAGGAUUCCUUAUGUAUUUCUUUGUAAAAGUUGCAGCCUUGUGUGUGUCUCAAUUUUAGGAGUGUUUUUUCCCCUCGACUUUUACUAGUUAUUGUUAACUAUUUUCAAUGUAUAAAAAGGUUUUCUUGAGUAACAAAAAAUACCGUUUAAGUU